GGGAGGGGGGUACCCCAAUAUCUGGGCCUAAGAAUUGAGGAGCGGGCGGGUGGGGAAGGUGGAGGAUCCGCAAACGGAGUCUCGGGAGUCGAGGUGACUGAGUGUCGACGGGGCUGAGCAAAAGAAGGGCGUAGAGGAAGGGGCUGCCAUGGAGACUCGGGGUCGAGCGUGAACGGAGUCGCCGGAGCAUGGGAGGAGGCGCGGGAGGCGGGUGGGGCCCGACUUGCCUUCCUGCUUCUGGAGCCCUGCUGGCUCCGGUUGCGUCGAGCUGGACAGUUCAUGGCUGAGAAUCGGCUUCCGGCUCCGGACCCAGAGGCUUGGCUAAGAGUUUCCAGUUGUCCAGGAAGAUGCCAGAAGAGCUCUCGACAUCCUGGAAAACAGCCCUUUUCUGGAAAAUCUUUUUAUUUGGACCUCCCUGCUGGCAAGAAUUUCCAGUUUUUAACUGAGGCCAUCCAGAAGCUGGGUGGGGUAAUUGAGGGUUUUCUGAGCAAAGAAGUAAGUUACAUUGUGUCCAACCGCAGAGAAGCAAAGGCAGAGAGUGGUGGGACAAGCCACAGAGGUGGCCCCAGCCCCCGUGAGGUCAGAAUGGACUCAUUCUCCAUGGAUGAUCCAAGAGGCAGCCACACCAGGACUUCCCAGAAACGCAUGCCCUUGGUGCCUUUGAGCAGAGGAAAGGAGCUACUGCAGAAAGCCAUAAGAAACCAGAGAAGCAACACUGGAGGCCCCAGUGGAAGCAGCAGCCUUCUGAUGAAUGCCCGCUCCUGGGGAGUGAAGGUCCUGCAUGUAGACGAAAUGAUGGUGCAUGUGCAGCAGCUGUCUCUCAACUCUUCAUGUGUGAAGAAACAGGAACCAGACAAGCCACAGGGAACACAUCCAGGAUCAGAGUCAAGAACACAGAAAGUGGUCAGACUAAAGGCACCAUUCCUCAAAAUCGAAGAUGUAAGCAGGAAGUUUCGUCCUUCCCACCUUCAGUUUAGAUCCUUUCCUGAAAUUUCUUUUCUGGGACCCAAAGAUGCAAGUCCCUUUGAGGUUCCGACAACCCCAGGCAGUUCUCACCAUACCAGAGGACUCAAGGACCUGAAGCCGUGCGUGCAGUCGACUGCGCCCACCACGCCCAGAAGGAGGAAGGGGUUCUGUGAGUGCUGCCAGGUGGCCUUUACGGAGCUCCGCCUGCAUCUUCAGAGUGCCCAGCACCAGACCUUCGCCCUCGACCCUGGUCCGUAUGCAGAAGUUGAUCGGAUCAUCGCCCAGCUCAGUCAUUCUUUUCCAGACAUCCCCUCUCAGGCUGGCCUCCCCAGGCUAUCAGGUUCCGUGGAUUCUGAGUGUGACCUGCUCUCUCUUGAGACUCCAUCCCCUCCCCAGCAGCUGUCCCAUCUCAAGGCAGCAUCUCCCAGGAUGAAGAAGGAAGAUGGUGGCCAAGGCUCAGGUACCCCAAAGGAAAAUAGGACAGUGGACGGCUGGAGCGACCCAGCUGAAUCUGCGGGGACUGGUGAGGCGCCAGGGCCAGAAGUUAACUGCCAGGAGCUGGAGGGUCCAGUUGAUGGGCCUGUGGACCCACCAAGGAUACCACUGUCCGAGAGCCCUGCUUGCCAGUACCUUCCUACUAGCUCUGCUCCUAUGCCCUUCUCUGACCCAGACCUGGCACUUGCUGGCCACAAGCGGAAAGUCCAGUUUCACAGUGGCAAUGCUGAGAAAAAACCAGGGCCUUGCUGGUCACUUGCCUCAGUUUCUCUUCCAAGAGCCCCCAGCUCCUGCAGUGCCAAGACGACUGGUAGCAAAGAUGGUCUCUCCCUUUGCGUUCCAGGCUCCUGUCCCUGGCAGCCCUUAGAUAGACCCGCAGAGCUUCAAACCACACAGUCUCCUCAGCCUGAGGAAAGAUGGCCGCUAGACUCUAAGGGUGCUGAGCAGACAGCCCCUGACCUUGUUCUCGAACAGACUGUCCGGCUCCCGGGCUGCUCCCCCGCCCUAUGCCAGCCGUCAGCCCACCUGCACUCCGCAGCGGGAGAGCCUUUGGAGAUGUGGUCCUCCUUGCUGCCCCACUCUGCCAGCCAGUACAGGAGCCCGUUGCUCCCCGUGGCUUUGGGACUCUCGUUCUCUCCAACUGUCCUGUCUCCCUGUGCCCCAGGUUCAGCUCUCACUCAGUGCUGGGCCACAGACAUAGGGUCUCCCUCUGCUCGGUGCUGUCUACUAGCCAGGGACGAGCCUGGAUCACCCCAAAAGAUCCAGAAGGAGUCCCAGACCUGGCCUUUGUCACUCAAGUAAGCAGCUGUCAUGCUUAGCUGUAUGGAGUCUGCCACGGGUCAUCCAUUCUGCAACCUCCAGCCAUGAUCCUAACCAGGAAGAAGUGUACAGUGGCCUUGGCCAGCACAGCCAACAGUCCACACCAAGAGGCAAAGACAAGGAUGUCAUCGUGAGGGACCACAAAGAAAUGGGAGCAGUGGGCGCUUGGCUCAGCUUCCUGCCACCCCUUCCCUCCAACCAGGCACUUGCCGCCUUGUGGAGUGGAGGGUUAGAUGUUGGUGUUGCCCACCCCCACCCCAGCCUCCUUUCCCACAAGCCUGUGGUCUCUCCUGCUCUGAAAUGCCUGUUGUGUCCCCUCCCCCAGCCCCCCACGCUCACACACAGAUUCUCAGGAACAUAUGAAGCAGAGGAGGGGCUUCGGCUCAGCACUUACAGCACUCCUCCCCCAUGCACUCUAGUUGGGGCCCAGCACUGACCUUUCCCCUGAGCCCAGGAUAUGGCCAGAGCCCCUCGGGGGAGCCUUCUCAGCUCCUCUCUGCCGCCUCAGCCCGAGCUGCCCACCGAGCUCCGCUAUUGCAGGGUCGGCGUCUUACCUGCCAACCUACACAUCUCCCCCUUCCUCCCUCCUUCCCCAAGGAUCUCCCCCCAUUUCUUAAAGCCAAGCCAUUAAUCUAGAGACAGAAAUGGGCUUGCUAUCGAUUCUCUGGCCACUCUUUGUUGUUUUUUUUUAAUUACGAAUUGUUCUGUGGCUCUUCUCACCCUGUCUGCUGCUGUGCGUUUGUCUUUAACUGUUGAGGCUGCCAGAAGUCUGGUGCUAUUCUGUGCUCCCUUUUCAAAGGAAGAAAAGGGGGCCUAGCUGUGGGGUGAGGACCUGAGUUGUUAGAUGGAAAUGGAGCAACUGUGUGCACCAUAGUCCUUAGAGGCCCAGUUUGGCCUUUUUAUGCCAUUCCUGUUAGGUUCUACAGUCUUGAUUCAGGAAAUGUAAAUAAAUUUGUUACUAACAUACAACAAAGAGAUGGGACAGGAGUGCACUGUGUUGGUCUCCAGUCUGCACUUCAGUGACCUCAGGCAGUGGCCAGGGUCCAGCAUGCUGCUAUCCAGGGUAACUGAAGAAUAGGUUGGGCUUCAGCAAGUGGAGGCUGAGUGAGUGCCACCACCCUCCUGCUACCCACUCAGAACCCAUGGCACCAAGAUCUGACACCCUCCUCACCCUUGCCAAGGCCCACCCCACUACCCAUCUGGCCCUUCUCAACAAAUAUGAGCAUGGACAUCUCUGCCAGGCUAAAAUCUCAGUGCUACUAGGCUGUUAAUUUUAGGGGGGAAUCCUGAACACCAAAGACCUGACCAGGACUCACAGGGUCUGCCUGACACAAGCCAGGUCCUUCCUCUCCAUACCUCAACUCCACUUUCCAUUGCUGCCGUCCCCUCCCUGCCUGCAGAUGACCUUGACUCAGUAGUUCUUUGUAACCGUGCCCCCUUCAUCAUGAUGUCGCCCUUUGCUUCUCAUUUGCAUCAGUGUCUCCAAGUCUCGCCAGCCCAGCGUUCAUUGUGCCUGGCUGCCCUUAGGUUUCUUCUCAGACUCGCCACCUUUCCUUUGCUAGAAAACUUGAUGCUCAGGGCUGGAGAGAAGGCUUAGCAGCUAAGGCACUUGC
Molecule: messenger RNA, 3893 nt
Organism: Jaculus jaculus (lesser Egyptian jerboa)
Lineage: Eukaryota; Metazoa; Chordata; Mammalia; Rodentia; Dipodidae
Gene: Dbf4b
Product: DBF4 zinc finger B
Exons: 13
Coding region: 280-2262 (660 amino acids)
Biological process (GO): positive regulation of nuclear cell cycle DNA replication; regulation of cell cycle phase transition
Cellular component (GO): Dbf4-dependent protein kinase complex; nucleus
Molecular function (GO): zinc ion binding; protein serine/threonine kinase activator activity; nucleic acid binding
Source: RefSeq, a predicted model, not a curated record